CAACGGAAGUUGUGAUUCCGUCAUAGAUUCGUUCCUUUGCGAAAAUAGAAGGAAGUGACAUUGCACACAACUAAUUUUUUUUUAAGAUAGCUAUGGAAAGUUUAUGAUUUUUAAGAUUACGCCAAUAUUUAUUACAAAUGGGUUAGACAUCUGAAUGUCAUCUUGGUAAAAACUGAAUAUAGUAAAUGGAUUUGCUUCCUAGCAUAUAAAUCUAAUGAUUAGUUGGUUCUGAGGGUAAAUAAAGACAACAGGAAGUUUGAAAAAUCUAUUUCUGAUAGAAUUUGUCACCACAAGAACAGAAGAUGCCUGCCAUUAGAAGAACGUUAAAAAAUGUUGUCAAGAACUAUUCAGAUGCUCAGGUUAAAGUUCGAGAGGCAACAUCGAAUGAUCCCUGGGGCCCCUCCAGUACACUGAUGUCUGAGAUAGCAGAUUUAACUUAUAAUGUUGUGGCUUUUACUGAGAUUAUGCAGAUGGUAUGGAAAAGACUUAAUGAUGAUGGCAAAAAUUGGAGACAUGUCUACAAAUCUUUGCUCGUCUUAGAUUACAUUAUAAAAACAGGAAGUGAAAAGGUUGCCCAGCAGUGUAAAGAGAAUUUUCAUGUCAUCAAAACUCUGACCAACUUCCAAUACUCAGAUGCUGAUCAGAAAGACCAUGGCCAAAGUGUCAGGGAGAAGGCAAAGCUUUUAGUUGCCAUGUUGUCUGAUGAGGAGAAGUUUAAAAAUGAAAGAGCCAAAGCACUUAAGGCUAAAGAAAGGAUGGCCCAGAAUGCAAUGGGAAUGGGCAAUGGUACAAGUAGUAGAACUAGGGUGCGACUGGGUGGAAGUCCAACAACAGGGGCAGGUUAUCAGGAAAGUUAUGGCUACCCUGACUCAUCACCAGGCAGUGGAAGUGCUGGUACUCCUUCAGAAAUUGAAUCAGCCAGACCUUCAUCAGCUGGAGAGGAAGAGCUGCAGCUACAGCUGGCUCUGGCCAUGAGCAAGGAGGAACACGAGGAGCAUGUGCGCAAACAGAAGUCUGAUGACAUCAAACUGCAGAUGGCAAUUGAGCAAAGUAGGGAGCAGGCCAAAAAUGACAGACGAAGACAACAGCAAGAGUUAGCCACACAGAGCCCACAGUCCACCACACUACUGGACCUUGCUGGUCCCAGCACGGCAGGUGCCCAUUCUCUCAACACUGACCCAUGGGGCAUGCCGGUACAGUCUUCUGUGUCUGCUGACCCCUGGGCCGCACCCUUACCUGGACCUUCGAACACAGUUCCACCGGACCCGUGGGGGGCUUCAGGAGGUGUCAGAGCCCCCGCCGGUAAUGUCGCAGCACCAGUAGACCCUUGGGGGGUAACUUCAUCUAGUCCACAGCCAAGGGCAGGUGCCUGGUCCAGUGCCAGUCCAACACCGCUCGCCUCAGCCCACCAGUCAACAGCUGACCCUUUUGGCAUUGUUGCCCGCAGUGGCGUCUCUAAUGGAACAUCAGCACCAAACAACAUUGAUAAUGAAUUUGAUUUGCUGAGUGCACGCAGCGCUGACACGUCGCCAGCUAAAUCAGCAGUGCUCGAUGAAUUUGAUCUGUUAGGUGUUUCUCAUACUAACGGUUCAAAUGCUGAUGCUUUUGAUAUGGACAGUUUAAAUCAAGAUCUGCCACAGAAUAAAAAGAAAAGUGCUGAGGCAUUUCUAGGUGGUCAUGCCAACCUGGUCAAUCUUGACCAGUUGGUUUCAAAAGCUCCACCUAAAGGCAACAACCCAUUUGCCAUGACAACGGGUGCUAGCAACCCUUUUCAGGACCCCACCACUGGGGUGAGGAUGCCCAUGGCUCAGAUGGCCCCGUCAGGGCCGGGCUUCACACAGCCUGUCAACACAGGGUUAUUACCUGCCCCCCUGCUUCCACUCGGCUCAACACAAGCUAUGCAGACCCAGCAAGGAUACAACCCAUUUUUAUGAAAACAUAGUCCAUCUUGUGAGGGUUUGUCCCCCGUCUCAUAGAUGGACUCAGCCGUGUUUGUGAGGGACUUCACUUGGGGAAAUGAAGAGAAAUAAGGAGAAAAAUAUAAUUUUUUUUAAAAAAUUGGUUUGUGGAAAAAAAAUGUCAAAGCAGAAGAACUUUGUGUUAAACUGUAGGAUGGAUGUAGUGAUUUCAUUCCUACUAGAUCAUCUUACCUUUGAAGCAAAACUUGUGGCACGUCAACAGGAUAUUCCUUGCAAAGUUUUUCCAACAUAUCGGGGUAUGAGUGGGUAAACAGCAGUCGCCUUCCUUACUGUGGUCAAGUUUUGAGUAGAAACCAACACCCUCAAGAUACAUGGGUCACAAAAGUUCCGAUGUGUUACACAAAGGCAUGGCAUGUUUGACAAGUGUGGACAUAGGAUGAAUCUUCUGUAUAUAUUGAAGUGUAUGGCAGCUGUAUGUCUCAUAUUUUGAGUGUCUGUUGAAGAAUGUCAUUGGUCAUGUUAUCUAUCUAUACAUACAAACACAUAUAUAUAUAUCAAGUGCCACUUUGGUUAUGCAAUUGUAUUAUCAUGUCGAUAUUUGUUUUUAAAAAGAAUUACUACCUUUUCUUCAUGUAUUACAGAGCAUUAUUCACUCUAUAUGGAAAAGCAAAGAGAUCUAUGUCUUGUCUGUUUUCAUUUUUUUUUUCUGUGUGCAUUAAGAAAUAAGUAAUCAACACAAGUCCAAUUUGCCUUUUUUUUUUUGUUUAAAAAAAAUAAACCGAAUAUUUACUGUGUAUUGUCAUUAAAGCAUGGACACCUUUUUUUUUUUAUUUUUACAACAUCUGUGUAAAAUACCUUUUUUUUUAAUAAUUGCAGAUAAAGGCUUAGUAAUGAAAAUUUUGAAAUACUUGCCAUAUUGCCUUGUAUUUUCUAGCUUUACUCUGAAUUUAUUUCAUGAGGGAGACAGUAGAGGACAAUAAACACUGAUAAGGUGAGCCAAAACCACUUGUACAUACAGAGGUGUACAGAAUGCCAUUACCAGUGGGGCCCAGUGGUACAAACUACAGGGUGUAGUUGUUUCAAGCAAUAAUGUGGGGUGGGGACAGAUGCACGCACCAGCUUCCUGCAUAAUAAGUGUAGCUUUGCCUGUUUUUGAUGCUGAAUUGUUGCAUGAAGAUUAGGUUGCUGAAUAGGUCAUGUUUUCUUUUUUUUUUAUAUUACAAAAUUGGGGUAGUUAAUUUGGAGUUUUCAGGUAAAAGAGAAAUAUAACCUGUUAGUGGAUUAUCUGUAUGGAUCUGCUCCUGUAUCUUUAUACAUCUCUAAAACAGACAUUGUCUUACAGAAUUCUGAAACCUGUGAGUUCUAUGGCAGUAAUAUUGUAAUGUUGAUAACUAUGAUUUUUUCACUAGCUCUUAUAAAUAAAGCAGUUGAAGAGAA
Messenger RNA from Physella acuta, 3356 nucleotides. Its product is annotated as epsin-1. Gene Ontology annotation, molecular function: clathrin binding; phospholipid binding. The record is from RefSeq and is a predicted model, not a curated record. Gene Ontology annotation, biological process: endocytosis. NCBI's taxonomy places the organism in Eukaryota, Metazoa, Mollusca, Gastropoda, Physidae. Gene Ontology annotation, cellular component: endosome; plasma membrane; clathrin vesicle coat.